Messenger RNA from Closterium sp. NIES-65, 474 nucleotides. The record is from the annotation of a GenBank genome assembly. NCBI's taxonomy places the organism in Eukaryota, Viridiplantae, Streptophyta, Zygnematophyceae, Desmidiales, Closteriaceae.
AUGUACAUCACCCUCUACUUUCUAGUCACCCGUCUCCCUGAGUCCCUUCGUGCUGUUAGGGACCAUCGGUCGGUGCGACGUCUGCCCCCAGCGGUAGGCGCCGCUCUGGCGAGGGCAAGGGGGGCAAGGGAGCGGGUGGAGCUAGCGGGGGCGGUGGCGGAGGAGGUGGGGGUGGCGGGGGGAGUGGGGGUGGCGGUGGAGGUGGGGGCGGGGGUGGAGGUACUAGUGGCGGCAGUGGAGGCGGAGGUGGCGGCAGAGGUGGCGGUGGAGGUGGCGCUGGGAGCGGUGGGGGCGAGGGUGGCGGUGGCGGCGGUGGCGGCGGAGGCGGGGGUGGCGGUGGUGGAGGUGGUCGGAGUGGCUCGUCCCAGCGGAGCAGCACUGGGGGUGGUCAGCGCCAGCAGCAGCAGCAGCAGCAGCGCUCUCGCGACGUCCCCGCCCCUCACCAGCUCCGUGCCAGUGAGGCUGCUGCUCUAG